AUGGCCAGGACACAAGAUGGGAUCACUGCCCAUUUUUUAGACCCAGUUUACCUAAAAGAAGCUGCUUUGGAUCCAGCCUUUUCUCUGCUGUGGGGAGAGUCCCAUGUGCUGGGUAAUCCUGACAUCAAGGCAGAGGUGACACAGCAAGGUAAAGAUAAAUAUAAACUGACUUUAGUAUAACUUUCUAAUCUAACUUUAUUUACCGUUGAGGUGGACCACUCUCCUUCGUGCGUCCCUGAGCUGCCUGCUUCAGAUCCGUCACUCUGCUGUGCUGUGAGGUAGUUAGUGGAUGAAGAUCGCCAUGAGGUCGCUGUGCCAUCUACAGGAUAAGUCGGGGAACUGUCAAAUGGGGAACUUUUCAAAGUGAAACUGAAUCUUAUUCUCUGCAUAUUAUUUAUGAAAAUUGCGUCGAAAAUCAGCAAGUUUUGGCCAAUUAUCGAUAAGUCUCAUAUGGGCUAAAAUUGUCCAAUUUAAUCGGCAAUAAAUCGGUCAGGCCCCAGUAAUAAGAGCUCUUUUGUUUCUGCUGUUGUUACAUGUUUUGCCAGAAUUGAUCCUGCAAGAUAUGGCAGAGACUGAGCAACCUGUGCUUCUUGUUGAUGAAGAAGAGCAAGAGGACCUAACAGAAGGAGAAGGGCUGUUUGCAUACCAUAAGAGGCAGAAGAAGGAUGUUGGGACCACUCCAGCACUUGAGGUAAUUCACUACCUUCAUUCACCAAAAGGACAGAAUGCACUUUUGUUCUGGGCAUUGAACAAAAAGACUCUUCUGUCACUCUUCUGA
Molecule: messenger RNA, 778 nt
Organism: Xyrichtys novacula (pearly razorfish)
Lineage: Eukaryota; Metazoa; Chordata; Actinopteri; Labriformes; Labridae
Source: the annotation of a GenBank genome assembly